UAUGAGUAUUAUUCAAUAUGAAUAAUAAAAGUCAUAUGAACCUUUUGAAUCAACUCGUACAUUAUUUUAUUCAAACGGUUUGUAUUUGUCAGACAAAAUACUUAUUAGAUCAAAUAGACAUGUGAUGUAAUCAAUUCUUAAUAGAAAUAAACUUCGAAGACCAGUAAUUUGUAUAUCAGUUGCUGAGAGAAAAUCUAAAUUAGAUAGUGGUUUAAGAUUGUCGAGUUGUCAUAAAUGA
This is a messenger RNA of Paramecium sonneborni, 238 nucleotides long. The record is from the annotation of a GenBank genome assembly. NCBI's taxonomy places the organism in Eukaryota, Ciliophora, Oligohymenophorea, Peniculida, Parameciidae.